Molecule: messenger RNA, 4777 nt
Organism: Bombyx mori (domestic silkworm)
Lineage: Eukaryota; Metazoa; Arthropoda; Insecta; Lepidoptera; Bombycidae
Product: organic cation transporter protein
Exons: 12
Coding region: 226-2235 (669 amino acids)
Biological process (GO): transmembrane transport
Cellular component (GO): membrane
Molecular function (GO): transmembrane transporter activity
Source: RefSeq, a predicted model, not a curated record
UUCAGUCGGGUAGGCGCACGCGGCGCGUUUGCCGUUAUCAUUAUAUUAAUAAACAAGUAUUUUAAUUCAUUUAUAGUACUUGUGUGCUGAUUCGAUUUUUUUAAAUCUAAAUAGCGAAUCAAAUGUGAAUUAGUGACAGCUUCAGUUUUCGUAAUUUUAAUUCGACGAAAAGGAAAUUGCAAUAAAUUUAUCAUUCGAAAAGAUUAUGCACAGAUUUUUUUAGAAAUGGCACCCCAAGAACGUACCCCUUAUGUGGCCGAAGAAGAGAGCCAUCCGGACUCGUCGAAGGACUUGCAAAACGUAAAUUUGGGCGGGAGUUACGUUAACAGCGCCUAUCAAAAUGACAGUUCCGAUAAUGUUGCCAUACCGAAAAACGCAGAGAACGUUGCCAACAAUAACAACAACGAAAAACCGAAGAAGGAAACGGAUUUCGACGAUCUAUUGCCGCACGUCGGAGAAUUUGGACUGUACCAGAAGAUUCUGUUCCUGCUCAUGAUCCCUUUUGCGUUUUUCGUUGCCUUCGUUUAUUUCUCGCAAAUAUUCAUGACCCUAACGCCGGAGCAACACUGGUGCUGGGUACCUGAGCUGGCAAACCUAACAGCGGAAGAACGGCGAGCGUUGGCGAUACCGCCCAAAACGGACGGCCCGUUCGCCCAUGACAGGUGCCAUAUGUUCUCAACCGACUGGGCUAAAGCGUUGGCUGAAGGCAGAACGACACCAGAUGAUGAAUGGCAAAUAGUUCCAUGCGAUAAAGGCUGGGAGUACAACAAGAGCGAUGUUCCUUACGACACAAUCGCUUCACAGCUAGACUGGGUGUGCGAGAAAGACAAUCUGGCGGCCACUGCCCAGGCUAUCUUCUUCUGCGGCGCCAUCGUGGGCGGACUUGUGUUCGGCUGGAUCGCGGAUAAAUAUGGAAGAAUACCAGCUUUAGUUGGCACGAAUUUGAUUGGGUUCGUCGCCGGCGUUGCGACUGCCUUCUGCAACAGUUUCUGGUCGUUCGCGCUUUGCCGUUUCCUGGUGGGGCUGGCCUUCGACAACUGCUUCACCAUGAUGUACAUCUUAGUUCUAGAGUACGUCGGCCCGAAAUGGAGGACGUUCGUGGCUAACAUGUCCAUAGCGUUGUUCUUCACGUUGGCUGCUUCUCUGCUACCCUGGAUCGCGCUGUGGGCAGACGACUGGCGGACAUUCGCACUGGUGACAUCUGCACCUUUCAUCAUUGCUAUUGCAACACCCUGGCUCGUCCCGGAAAGCGCAAGAUGGCUGGUCUCACAAGGAAAAAUAAACAAAGCCUUGUUUAUAAUGAAGAAAUUCGAAAGGAUCAACAAGACUAAAAUACCUGAGAAGGUCCUAAGUGAAUUCACGGAAUCAUCAAUAAAAGCCAUCAAGGAAUCAGAAUCUCAGUCAAAGACCUAUUCCGUCUUGGACCUGUUCAGGACGCCGCGAUUGCGAAGGAACUCGAUCUUGCUCAUCGUUAUAUGGAUGGCCAUUUCCUUGGUCUUCGACGGUCACGUGAGGAAUGUAGGUUCUCUGGGCUUGGACAUAUUUCUGACGUUCACAAUAGCUUCGGCCACCGAGCUACCGGCUGAUACGUUUUUGACGGCGGUGCUUGACAGAUGGGGCAGGAGAUGGUUGGCAUGUGGUUCUAUGGUGGUCAGCGGAGUUUUCAGUCUCCUCGCCACAGCAGUUCCCGUUGGAGGUCCAUCGGCAUCUCUGGCCAUCUUGGGCCGAUUCGCCGUGAACAUCUCAUACAACAUUGGCCUUCAGUACGCGGCUGAGCUGCUGCCCACGGUCGUUAGAGCCCAGGGCGUCGCUCUCAUCCACAUCAUGGGCUACGUUGCGUCAAUUCUGGCCCCGUUUGUGGUGUAUCUGGCUAACAUCUCACCGGAUUUACCGCUGUUGAUCUUGGGUGCCCUCGGCGUGGUGGGCGGCAUGCUGUGCCUUUUCCUACCGGAGACUAUGGACACGGAGAUGCCCCAGACCCUGCAAGAUGGAGAGGACUUCGGCAAGGACCAGCAGUUCUGGGACAAUCCUUGCUUCCCUAGAAAAUCAAAAUCGGACGACCUGCAAGAGCAAUAUCGGAAGAGACCCUCAGUUUCUCCCAUUCGAGAGGAAACAAAGGACUUCAUCAGGGCGAUGCCGAGUGCUAUAAGCUCUAGAGCUUCAAUACGAGCUUCCGUCAGAGCUUCGACCAGAGGAUCGACGAGAAGACGUAACGAAAGUCAAAACAUAGUCUGAUGCAUUUGUCAAAUAGCAGCGUGGAUAAAUAUUCUCAAUUCGUAACUGAAUAUUAAAAAAAGUUCUUCAGUUCAGUAGCGUCUCCGAAGAAAAGCCAUUAAGCAAUGCACGGUCAUGUUCCAAGUCCAAGAUGUCACGGGUAGACUGAACCAGAGACCCGUAUAUAUCUCAAGAUCUAUGGCUUGCAAGCUUGCGAGACUCUUAAGAUACUAACGUUCGUUUGAAUAAUAUUAAGUUCACCGCAAAUCGAAAAAAGGGAAACGCUAAUGGCUAAAACUGAAUUCGGUUGUAAACAGUAAAAUUCCAUGUGAUACUUUAUACGCAACAUUUUUGGCUUAUCAUAAAUAUUGGCGUAAUAAUGAACUCCAGUUACAGAUUGGGAUAAAUGCUCUAAAGCGUGCGUUAUCUGUGAUUUUAAAGUUACCAUUGUGGAUGUGAAGCUGGCUUUAUCUGAGGAAUUCUUGUAGGAUUUGUAGAAUAUCGAGACAUUUAUAGAAUUAACCAUUUUGCUUAAACGUUUGUGCAUCACUGUGUAGCUAGAAUGUUACGGAAUGAUGCUGUAUAAAUCCAAUUGUAAACUCUUCAAGUUUAAGGGCGCUUUUAUCUCCAAAUUCAGUAUAACACGUUUGUGCAUCACUGCGUAGCUAGAAUGUCGCGAAAUGCUGCAUAGACGCAACUGCAAACUCUUGAAGUUUGAGCUCACUUUAACUUCAAAUUGAAAAUGUAAUUGGAUUUCUUCAAUUCAUAGCAUCAGGUGUAUUUCAGAAACAUCCUGACCAGAGCCAAACAUCGAUCCGGUCUUAAUUAACUAAAAUCAAAACUGUAUAUAGUCGGUGUAGCUCUGUAGUAAUGAUAGAACACAAAUUGAACAAAGGAAUAUAUAAGGCAUAUGAAUGUAUUCCCGCUUUGACUUUCUAAAUAGUUUGACACAAUUUUUAAAUAACUCUCAUUCUGUAUAUCAAUUUCUCUUUCUGUCCUAAAUUCCAUAGCAUUAGAACUCGUGUUUGAAAUAUCCCGACUCAGCGCGCCAAGAGUGCUUCUAGAAGGUUCGCUUGUUCGAAGCUUUAAGCAACUUAACAAGCUGCCCGUUUGCCUGAAGCUAAACAACGCGAUUCACUAUUUAUUUCUUCGUUAACUUCUUUGUCUUCUUCAUUUACAUCUUCCGUCUUUGUUAUAAGGUUUAAAUUUAUUUCAAUAUUGCUACUUAAAGUCUCGCGUGUUACCUACUUCGCUUUUCGUGGGUCAUCUGCCCAUUUAACCCUUUGACUGCCAUAUAGGUAUAUGUCAUAUAGGAUCAGAGCCCUACGCGGUGCCCUGAAGAGUUUAUUUUAAUUUCUGCGUAAUAUCUAUUAGAUUCUGGGAAAGAUGAUUCCGAAGGUACUGAGAAUCAAUCUAUUUAUAGAUCUAAAACAUACAUUAACAAACAAAAGAAGGUAAAAUUAGGCAAUCCAGGAGCAUAGGAACAGAUAUCGUGUAGUCGCUUCAGUGCGCCGCGUGGGGCAUCGGUGACCUAAAUGGCAGUUGAUGUGUUAAAACUUCUCUUAUAGAUUAUUCUAGAUUAUCAUGACACCUUAGUCGUCCGUGGCGAAAAAAUGUGUUUAUAACAUCUGGAAUAUUAACUUAAAUUUACUAAAGGCUAGAUUAAGUCGUAAAAAUAAUAUUUACGUCUUCAACUCGCUGAGAACGAACUAAAUACUAUCGAGGAGUGAAAGGAUAUUUGAUUUGAGCGACAUUUUUGAAACUUUACAGAAGAGCUAUUUAGACUUUCAAAUUUGGAAAAAAUAUCAUAACAAAAACAAACUACUUCAGCCAUUAGAAUGGGGUAAACUUAAUCAAAUUCAAUUAAAAACAUCGAAUCGUUGAUGCUGAUACCAUACCCAUAGGCACAACCCACUGAAUUCCUCGCCGGAUCUUCUCAGUGGGUCGCUUUUCCGAUCCGGUGAUAGAUUCUGGAAAGCACUGCUCUUGCUAGGGCCAGUGUAAGCAACACUCCGGUUUGAGCCCCGUGAGCUCACAUACACGUUAGCGUGAAGCUGAAAUUGCCUUUCAGGGCCAUCAGCAUAGCUAGGAAAAAAAAGCGAUACCAAAUAAAACGCAACUUUAAUUACAAAGAAACAUUUCGCGUAUUAAGCGAAAUGUCGCUUAAUCCAAAUGUCUUUUCACUCUUUGAUUAUAAUUCUCGUAUUAUAGUAAGAUUGUAUUAUUUCGGAUGUUACGAUGUCCUGGUGAGUGUGGCACGCUUAAUGCUUCAUUCGUAUUCAUCUAUCUCCCAUCUGUGAUUCGUUUAUUUCUUCUCCCUAUUAGGGUAAUAUGUAGUUCAUAAUUUUUCUCCCUAUUAGGGUAAUAUGUAGUUCAUAAUUUUUGUUUGUUUUUUUCGUGAUUUAUUAACAGUAUUUUGUUUUUUGUUUUGUGUUUUUUUUUGUAAAUGAUUGUGUUGCCAUUUUGAUUUUAACGUGCAAAUGUUUUGAAUGUUGUCCCCUGAAGAGAAAAAGUUCUGUGAUAUAUUAUUUAAUUAUGAAAUAAAUGUGAUUAUUUAAUUGUA